Corticium candelabrum is the source of this 861-nucleotide messenger RNA. RefSeq lists its product as uncharacterized. Lineage: Eukaryota; Metazoa; Porifera; Homoscleromorpha; Homosclerophorida; Plakinidae. The record is from RefSeq and is a predicted model, not a curated record. The coding region runs from base 15 to 653 and encodes 212 amino acids. Gene Ontology annotation, molecular function: protein binding. The transcript has 6 exons.
ACUCCAACGAAGCCAUGGUGUGGUUUAAGAAAUCUCACCAAUUGCUGCAACAACUACCUUCUUCACCUAGACGAGACGACCUCUUUGCAACAAAUAUGAACCAUUUUGGAAAUUGUUGUCGAUCACGAGGAAACUACGAUGAAGCCAUCUCGUGGCAUGAGAAAGCUGGACAAUUGCUGCAACAACAAGAUCAAUCACUUCAACGAGUCGAAAACGUCGCGAAUAAUUUAUAUUUAUUGUCUCUUGACUAUGACGAGAAAGGAUGUUAUGAAGAAGCUAUAAAGUUGUGUUUGGAAGCAAUAGAAAUGCAAAAAGAGAGUCAUUCUCCAAAUUCUUUUAAUAUUGCAAUUUGUACGAUGAGGUUAGGUUUGUAUGAAAUGAAGGCCUCAAGACUUGAAGCGUCUCUAACCCAUUUGCAAUCUUCCUUAUCAUUUUUUCAAGACACACUACCUACUAGUCAUCACACCGCCGAUUGUCACUUUUACCUUGCUACGUCGUUUCUUGUUAUGAAAGAAGCGUCCCAAGCCAGUCUGCAUGUAGAGAAAUGUCUUGAAAUACGAAAGACGAUUUUUCCAGUUGGUCACGACGAGAUAGAGAAAGCCGAGUUGUUCAAACAAGAAAUUCAAGGGCUGAAUGACAAUACGAGUGACUGACAUGAUAUUCUUACUUUGCUCACUAAGCGUUGCCGUCUGCUUGUGUUCUUGUUAAAAUUAAUGCAACUGUUAUGCAUUGCGCACGAGGUUUGUCUGGGUCCGUGUGUAUACCCACACUCACCCACUAAAUUAUGCUCACACUGCAAUUGAUGAGAAGAAUAUUUAGCGAUGAACAUCGUUAUUGAUUAGAAGAUACAUUCUGUUGUCU